This is a messenger RNA of Lindgomyces ingoldianus, 531 nucleotides long. RefSeq lists its product as uncharacterized. The record is from RefSeq and is a predicted model, not a curated record. The transcript has a single exon. NCBI's taxonomy places the organism in Eukaryota, Fungi, Ascomycota, Dothideomycetes, Pleosporales, Lindgomycetaceae. Bases 1 to 531 code for a protein of 176 amino acids.
AUGCCAUCCUUCAACGAAAUGGGCUCGCCCACCAUACCACCAGCCAGGGAAGAUGUCUUGGAAGAAGUCUUCCCCACAUCUCUGCCACCGCGCCCGCCUCCCAGCCUAUCUCAGCUCUGGAUAGCCCGGGUCUUCUCAUCAAUCUUUCGCCAUCGCGGAAGUACUGGGGCUGACACAUCUAACAACGACAUCGAACUCGGCAGCGGCAUGCCCGCCUCCAGUGGCGUCACCACGCCGCAGUCUGCCACAGCAUCGAGCGGCCAAGUCUCCUCGGUACCCAUCACCAACCAGCAACACAGAACAGGAAGAAACCAAUUAGCUGAAGAAGUUCCAUCGAUCAAUGUCGAGACUCGCAGGAAGAAGAGACGAUAUUUGCUUCAGAGGCUAGCACGGAACGUACCAGAUACGACGAGGAAGGAGUGGCUGACUUGCAUCUCAUUGCUUAUUUGGGUGGGUGUUGUUGCACUGAUGCUCUUGCUUGUGCUUUGGCUGAAGGGGUCAGGGAGGAUAGCGGCGCCGUUCGUAAACUAG